AUGGAAAGUGGAGAUGAGCGACCAUACCGAUCUCACACGAAGCCAGCAUGCGUACCGUGCCGCCGGAGGAAAUCGCGAUGCAAACUGGAGCCCCACACUGCGGCCUGUCUGAUGUGUCGCGCGCACGGCACAGAGUGUACAUUUCCUAACGGGAGAGCAAAGUCAACCCCGCAAAAGCGGUAUUCUACCGAGACAGGCCCAUUACUACCACAUCCGAGUUUACGAACGCCAAUCGCAGCUGCCCAGCCACUAAGUCGGGCGCCUCUGGUCGCCGCUUCGCCACAGUUCUCGAUUGUUACCCAGGCCCAGAGCGAUCAAGAUACACCACUGUCUCUCGAGGCUGAAGAUGAUAAUCCCCAUAUUCUCGGUCCGGCGGUGACUGGGGAUAAUCAUGUCUUAGCCGACUAUCUGUCUAACAUCUCGGGUGGCCAGGGAAUUCGUGAAAUUCGUCCCGUCGAGCCGGGUAGUUCCUCGUCCCCGGUCAUAUUCACGAAGGUGCAGAAAAGGCCGCUGGGACUCAUGGUCAACUCUAGUCCGGCAUUGCAUAAGCUACAGACUAUUGAAAAGCUUGUAGAGCCAUGGGGACCGCAUUUGAUAGAGAUAUAUCUGAAAAAGAUCAAUCCUUGCCUUCCAUUACUUGAAGAAAGCUCCUUUCGAGUGCAAUACACAAAUGCGAGGCAUCGCAUUUCUCCUGCGCUUUUGGCGUGUCUGUAUGCCCAUAUGCUUACGCAAUGGCAACAUGACCCCCUUCUAUCCCGAGAAAGGUGCCCAGACGUUCGUUUCGUCUGGAAUCUUGCAAUUGAAGCCUCAUAUUCCGAGUUGCAUGCUUCAGCUGGAAUAUCCACAAUAAAGGCCAUUCUUCUCGAUGUUGGGGGCCGUCCAACGACAUCUAUGACAGGCAACGGGGUAAGAUUGAGUUCAGCUGUUGCCUUGUGCCAUUCCUUGGGUUUGAACCGAAACCCACUCCCGUGGGAUAUUCCACAAGCUGAAAAGCACUUGAGAAUGAAGAUUUGGUGGUCUAUCUUACUCCAUGAUCGGUGGUCAAGCCUUGCUUAUGGAACACCACCCCAUAUCAGACGAUCACAAUACGACGUACCACUACCACUACCCGAGUACCUGUCAGAUUGGGAACGCGAUCAUGAAGCAAACGCAGUUUUCAUCGAGCUUAUGAACUUGACCGACGUGCUGGACCACUGCCUGGAGCAAGUGUACAGCAUCCGUAUCGAGACCCAAGGACCAAGCAGAAAUCUAGAAUUGGAGUUGAACAAAUGGGUGGACUCACUCACAGGAGACAUUCGCAAGAUCAUCAUCCGCGGCUCAAACCUAAAUGUCCCUGGCGCCUGCAACCUCCGUCUUGCAUAUCUGGCAACAAGACUCCUCCUCCGGCGCAUAGACCUAGAUCGCGAACGGCAAGAACCAAACUCCAAUGCAGAGCACAUGGCUAACCGAGUUAUGGAGGCCCGUAGGACCGCGGAGGACAUUGUCGUUUUGGUUCAGGAACUCGGAGAAGUGCAGCUGGGUGAUUAUUGGCUACCUACCGUAGCAUUCACAUUUUCAGCAACGGUGACGUUUUUGAUUCGAUGUGCACUAGAGACAGAGCAGGCAGCGGGUCUUGCACAAAGUGGUUCCCUGAGAAUGGCGAGUGACCUUUUGGCUUCGCUGCGAUUGCACCGGAAGAACUUUGGGUGGGAUCUGGGUGAUAUCUGCCUCGCGCAGCAUUCAGAUGUCAUUGACAAGCUGUUGAAGUCAGAGCCGCCGGUUGAGAACUCGAAGGAGACGAAUGUUGAGCUGCGCCAGCCUUUUGUGCCGGAUAUGUCUUUUCUUGAUGAUAUGUUUCCAAGUACUUGGGAUAUACUGCAAAUUAUGGAAUGA
Molecule: messenger RNA, 1872 nt
Organism: Penicillium robsamsonii
Lineage: Eukaryota; Fungi; Ascomycota; Eurotiomycetes; Eurotiales; Aspergillaceae
Exons: 3
Coding region: 1-1872 (623 amino acids)
Biological process (GO): DNA-templated transcription
Cellular component (GO): nucleus
Molecular function (GO): DNA binding; DNA-binding transcription factor activity, RNA polymerase II-specific; zinc ion binding
Source: RefSeq, a predicted model, not a curated record